Molecule: messenger RNA, 2959 nt
Organism: Anneissia japonica
Lineage: Eukaryota; Metazoa; Echinodermata; Crinoidea; Comatulida; Comatulidae
Product: fibroblast growth factor receptor 3-like
Exons: 14
Coding region: 77-1732 (551 amino acids)
Biological process (GO): positive regulation of kinase activity; multicellular organism development; cell surface receptor protein tyrosine kinase signaling pathway
Cellular component (GO): signaling receptor complex
Molecular function (GO): ATP binding; transmembrane receptor protein tyrosine kinase activity
Source: RefSeq, a predicted model, not a curated record
UAAGUUAAAAGUCCUUGUUUUACCAAUAUUAUAUUUGAACAUAUAUUUUGUAUUUUUAAUCCUUCACAGAAAUAAGAUGCCAGCCAUAUUUCUAAUUAUUGUUUGUAUAUGUGGAGUUUUUCACUUGACUUCUGCGCAAUCAAUGGGCUGUGAGAAUAUUCCUUCACAUCCAGUAAUAAAUGGAAAAAUCACUUACACCCCCUCCUUGCAAAACUACAUUCACCAUGGAACAAGAGCUGAAUAUGUAUGUCAUCCGGGUUACACCAACGUCGGACCUCAAAUAGUCAUCUACUGUCAUGACGGAACGUGGAUAGGAUUAGACAACGAUGAUCCUACGAAAUGUGUUCCUAAAUCGUCUACAAUUGGUGAAAUGGACUGCCAGAACCCAGAAGAUGACUAUCUAAGGCCAAACUUAGUACAAACUGGUAGUUACAAACACGAAGAUACAGUCGAGUUUGAGUGCGUCCCUGGAUACCAGUUGCAUCCAGCUUCAACAAAACGGUCUCAUUGUAUCAAUGGUGGUUGGACGCAACCCGCACCAGAUUGCGUCAUGGAAGGAUCUAUACCCUCACCGAUCACAACAACAGAAAAAGAUGGUGUAGAAAGAGAAGUAGGAUCUUCAUCGAGUUCGUCAGCAGGGGUGAUAGUCGCAAUUGUGGUUCCUAUCAUAAUUAUCUUAAUGAUAAUUGCAUUUCUCGGCUUCCGUAAAUAUAAAUCUCGAACUGAUGAGAACCGGCCUGCUCCUCCGCCGCCAAUAUGGUGCACCCCCAACACGGCCCAGCAAAUACCACCACCAAGAAUGAUCGAUGAAUCCGAGGGUGCGUAUUCACAUCCCAAUGCUGCACUCACAAGCAGAGACGUCAACUUUGAUACACCGGUAGAUGGUGAUUGUGACAACACAUACAAUGUCACCAUUCGGCUUGAAGGAAAUCGACAACAGAAUGCAGUUGGGCGCGUCAUUCACGGUAACUUUUCAAUAGAAGACAAGGAAGCAAUGGAACGUGAAAUAGAAGCCAUUUUCAGACUACCGUUUCAUUAUGGCGUCAUUCGUCCAAUUGCUGAGAUCAACGAAGAUGAUAUGAUUGGCAUCUUCACGGAAAGGGCUCCAAAGGGUAGUCUGUGGAGCUACUUGCGUAGCUUUGCAGAUGCGCGUAACUCAGUCAAGCCAAAGGCGAGAGAGCUUAUAAACUACGCUUUACAGAUAGCCGAAGCGAUGAAGUUUCUGCACGAUGUAGAGCGAGUUUGUCCACUGCUCUCCUGUCGUCAAAUAAUGCUCUUUCGUGACAAUAUCUGUAAGAUACCAAUCAUCGGCUUGAAGCGGCUUAAUGACAACACAGACCUCUACAGAUUUGGAGAUACAACUUUGCCAGUGAGAUGGAUGGCACCUGAAUCUAUCGACUACCAGAUUUUCACAAAGUCAAGUGACGUAUGGGCAUUUGGGGUUGUGCUCUAUGAAAUUAUUACCUUAGGCGAGACGCCAUACGAAGGCAUGACCCCCGAGGCAAUCCCUGGCAUGCUCAACCAGGGCUACCGUUUGGAAAAGCCGCAAUCCUGUGGAAGAAGACUAUAUGAAAUCAUGGAAAAUUGUUGGCAGCAAGAACCAAGAGAUCGACCUUCGUUCGAAGAACUUGUAGCGGAAUUGCGUGAGUUGAAGAAUGAUACCUAUGCUAUCUGUUUUGGACCCGACUACAUUGAACGUCCAUUAUCGCGAAAUCCAUUCUCAGCGCAUUAAACACUAUGGUUGAUGCCAUAAUAUACUGUACAUUGUCAACGACACAAACAUCAUAAUUUGAUAACUUGUUCAAGAUGCAAGACCAUAAUUAAUAGAGGGAAUAAAUACACGUCGUUUUUGUUUGUCUGUUUGUGUGGAUGAUAUGUUGUGUUGGCGGGUGUGAACGUAUUUUAUAUAAUACAGAGGCCUAUUAUGCAUAUUUUAAGUAGGCCACGGUACUAAUAAUAGGCACAUAUAGCAACUUUUAUUUCGAAAACUGAGUUCAUAAACAAUACAAAAGCAUUUAAAUAGGAAAUUAAAAAUUAAACGUAAAGAGCUGGUGUAUAUUUUGGUUAAUUUAUAGAAAUGUUUUUAUUAGUAGCAUCAGAUACAAUCGGUACAAUGUUGUAUAUACGAUAUUUGCUUAAAUGACUAUUGACAAAUAAUUUUUUUUUAAAGCAAAUCAACCUAAUUAAGAAAAAAAAAUCAUACAAUUAGUACUGUAUGAUUUUACUGAAGUAUUGUAGGCAUACUGCUGUAUAAUUUUUGGCUAAUUCUAUGUAUUUUCGUGAAUACUUACUUUUUACCAGUGAACUAUGUUGACCUCCCCGAUAAUGGCCAGUUGUACGUUAGCAAUUUGUAAUAAUCAUUGUACAGCACUUCAUAAUUAUCUGUCGCACUUUGUAAUAAAAUUGCCGCAUAUUGUCAUAAACUGUUGUAUUGUCAUACUUAGUAAUAUUAAUGAUAGGUAUCACUUGGUAAUAAACUGCGCUUUCUCACUUAUUUGUAUCUCAAGCUUUGUAAUCAUAUAUCUUAAGUAUGGUUUCAUGCUAAUUCAUGUAUUUUGAAUGGUUUAUCAACAAACUUUGUGUUAAUGAUCGUGAGUGUCAUAACUCGUUAAAUGUCAUAUGGGUACAAUUAAAACAUAUAUAUACAUAUUGCGUUACCUUUGGAAGUACAGAAUUUAAAUACAUACUAGAGUGGUAAUACAAAUGUCAUAUAGAUUUUUAAAAUCGUUAUCUUUACAUAACUUUAAUUUGUGAAAAAUGCUAGCAUAUUUUUGUACGAGUUUGUCAAAUACCACUUCGAGAAUUUGAAGUUUGGGAUUGCAGUCGCCUGAUCACUUUAGUGGAAACAAUAAUAGGCCUACUGUAGUACUAUUAUAGGCCUAAAGUUCAACCAGUAGUUGUGCGACGUGAUACAAUCAACCAUUGGAUGUUAACUCAUUAAAUUUUAGAAUUACUGUAA